Molecule: messenger RNA, 2211 nt
Organism: Hirundo rustica (Barn swallow)
Lineage: Eukaryota; Metazoa; Chordata; Aves; Passeriformes; Hirundinidae
Product: interferon-induced protein with tetratricopeptide repeats 1-like
Exons: 2
Coding region: 231-1598 (455 amino acids)
Biological process (GO): defense response to virus
Cellular component (GO): cytosol
Molecular function (GO): protein binding
Source: RefSeq, a predicted model, not a curated record
UCAGUUUCGUUUCAUCCUAGAUGACUGGUUUCAUCUGACUGACCCAGGAGAAAAGGAUACAUUCCGUUUAAGCUCUUCCAGUUCCAUUUCAUCCUAGAUAAGCGGUCUCAUUUGACUCCACCCACAAGGGAGCUGUCCUAUUUAAGGCUCAGUCCAAGCCUUGUCCUGCCCAGGGUCUGCUGCUGUGUGGAGGAGCUGCAGCCGAGCCAUCGCCCCUCGACAGCGACGCGAUGCCCACAGCAAACAUGAGCAAGGAGCAGCUGAAGAGGAGGCUGGAUGCCCUUCAGUGCCACUUCACCUGGAAGCUGCGCAUUGACUCGGACAAUCUUCAUCAUUUCCUGCAGAAGCUGGAUGUUGAUAUCAAGCACAUGGCCCACCAGAACCGGGUGGCUCUCCUGGGGCUCCAGGCGUACCUGCACCAGCAGAACAACCAGAGCACAGAAGCUCUGCAAAGCCUCAGAGCUGCUGAGGAGCACAACAAGGAGGAGGAACAGUCAGCAUCCACUGCUGGAUCUUUGAUAAUCUUUGGGAAUUAUGCCUGGAUUCACUACCUUCAGGGCUCCUAUCAGGAGGCUGAAACCCGCCUGGUACAAGUUCAGCAGCUCUGCCCAGCUCCUUGGGACGCGCGGCUGAUCCCGCACAUCCUGGCCCAGAGAGGCUGGGCCCUGCUGGCUGUCAGAGCCCGGAACGGGGAACGGGCGAGAGAGUGCUUCGACCUGGCCUUGAUGCUUGAACCAGAGAACAGAUCUUUCCGUACUGGGCUUGGAAUGGCUCUUUAUUUCUCCUGGAAAUUCUCCUGGCAACCUGAUAGUGCAAACGAAGCCAUAAUCCACUUGGAAAGAAUUGUCGACGAGCAGCCAAAUAACUACAGAGCCAAAAUAUAUUUGGCCGGGCUACUUAGACGUGUAGAUAGGGAAAGAUCAAUGGGCUUGAUUGAAGAAUGUGCAGAGAAGAGCUCUGACCCCGAGGUCCUCAAACUAUCCGUUCUGUUCUGGAUACCGUGGUCGGCAGAGCGAGCGGUUGCCAUCGCCCAGCGAGCCCUGCAGCAGGACCCAGGCUAUCACCUUCUCUACCAGGCCCUGGCCAGGAGCUACAAGCAGCACUGGCUCCAAGCAAAGGAGGAAGAGAAGAAUAAGGUACUGGAUGAAGCCAUCAGUCACCUCCAGCAAAUAGUUCAGAAACAUCCAGACCUCGACAUUAUACUUCUCAAGCUGCAGCUGGCUGAGUUAUUGGGUGCAAGAGACCCGGCACAGGAAGAAGAGAUCUACAAGGAGCUGCACGAGAAAAUUGACACCCUGAGCCUCAGAUACCGCCAAGCCCUGAGCUGCUCCUGGGGAAAGUUCUUCCUUUACCGGCGGGGAUUCCAGGAUAAGGCAAAAGCCAAGUUCAUGGAUGCUUACAGCAUUCCCGAGCAGACAGACCACAGGAGGGACUGCGGGCGCAGGCUGAGGAGGAUGGCUCAGAUCUACCAGCGCAACGGCAACGCCGACGCCGCCGACGCCAUCCACCGCUUCCUCCAAGAGACCGACCGGCGCAUGCCCUGGCAUUCUGCUGCGUUCAGUUUAGAGGAUGGGGAUCAGGCCCAUCCCGCAGAGUAGGGCAGCGCUCUUCCCAGGGCCAGGAGGCCAAAAGGAUCGUCUGGCUCUGCGCAGCGACCCUGCCCCUCACGUGGACACUGUGGCUCCGCCAGCUCCUCGCGUCGUCCCAUUGCUCAGCAAGUCCAGGCCCACCCGUGGGUGACCGAGUGCCCAAACCUCACCCAUGCUGCUGUGUCCUGCUUCCUUCCCCCAGAGGGAAUGAAAACAAGAGCAAAGAAUUUGGCUUACAGGGUCUGAGCACAGCCUUCUGCAGGCGUGGACCCGUGUGGCUCCCUUGGAACUGCCAUUGAUCAGAACCGAACGCUGAUUAGAGCAAUGUGAGAAAUCAACUCGUUAAUUAUAAUAAUUCUGCCAUUUGCAAUGAACCAGGAGGUGGGUUCCUCCACAAGAUCAGUGAGGAGCCGUGCUGAAGGUGAAGUCCUUCUGUACGGGACACAGAUGAUCCCUGGCCUGUCCAAAUGCAUUAAACACUGCUGAUGAAGGAGCCCACAAGGGUGAUUUUACCUGCACUAAUAACCACACACAUGCCUGCCUCUGCCUGGAUGCAAACCAGGGGCUUUCUUCUACUGGUUCCCACCAGGAAUGACACUUCCAUCCCUGUUUCUGGAGCCAA